CCUUAUUAUUAAUUAACUAACUAAUCCCAAAAAACCUUUCUAAUAACAAUUUCUUCAUUUAAAUUUUAAAUAAGCCGCGUAAUUGUUACUGUUUCGACCGGCUUCUGCAUAGAUGUCACCACCGCGCGGUAUCCGGCAAAGAUGGCUGACAAAACAGUGUCGAUUUCCCAGCAAUUUUCGCGACCGAUUAAAGUGUUAAAAUGGAAAGUCUCCGAGGGAAAUUCAUUAUCAAUCGGUAGAGUGAUUCUUCUGUACGAUUUUGAGGGGGCGAUCAAGUGCGAACAACGUAAAUUAAAGUCUGCUCAGGCCGGGACAGUUCGACGCUUGGUUGUACAGGAAGGCGCCAUUGUUAAGAAAGGAGAACUACUUGUAGAGUUAUCACCAUGUAUACAUCCAACAGUAAUGAAGGAUAUGUGCGGAGAGUGUGGAGCAGAUUUAAGAAAAGAUGAUUCAGCUACUACAGCAUCAGUACCAAUGGUACAUGCAAUACCUGAAUUAAAAGUUAGUGAAGAGUUGGCUCAAAAAUUAGGUAAAGCUGAUGGUGAUCGUUUAUUAAAAGACAGAAAACUUGUUCUCUUGGUCGAUUUAGAUCAGACUUUAAUUCAUACAACUAAUGAUAACAUUCCUCCCAACAUCAAAGAUGUAUAUCACUUCCAACUUUAUGGGCCUAAUUCUCCAUGGUAUCAUACUCGAUUAAGACCUGGAACCCAUCAAUUUUUAGCAAAUAUUUCUCCAAUGUAUGAAUUACACAUUUGUACUUUUGGUGCCAGAAAUUAUGCCCAUACGAUCACGACGUUUUUGGAUGGUGAUCAACGAUUUUUUUCAAAUAGGAUCUUGUCAAGGGAUGAAUGUUUUGAUCCAACUAGUAAAAAAGCUAAUUUAAAGGCAUUAUUUCCAUGUGGUGAUAAUAUGGUUUGUAUAAUAGAUGACCGUGAGGAUGUUUGGUCACACGCAACGAAUCUAAUCCACGUAAAACCAUAUCAUUUUUUUCAACACACCGGUGAUAUAAAUGCACCUCCAGGUUUAGACAAACAAGAAAACGACGAAAAAGCAGGUGUCGAUUUAACAAAAAUUAAAAUAACAUCGACGUCUAAUAAAAAAGUCAAUGGAAAUUAUGUUACACCAACAGAAAACAACGAUGUUAGUAAAACAACGUCCAAUGGUGACCAAAAAAUUGAUGAAGAAACUAAUAGUACAAAAAAUAAAGAAACCGCAACAAAUGGAGAUUUAAAAAAAGAUAGUGAAAAAAAUGGUAACGAUAAAGAAGAAAUUAAGGAAGAUAUAGAGACAAAAUGUGAUGUAGUAAACGUAAAUAAUAAGGAAAAUAAUGAAGAGCAUAAAGAAGAAAGUAAUGAAGAAAAGGAAAAAGUAAAUAAUGAUGAAAACGAAAAAGUAAAUAAUGAUGAAAAUGAAAAAGUAAAUCAUGAUGAAAAUGAAAAAGUAAAUAAUGAGGAAAAUGAAAAAGUAAAUAAUGAUGAAAACGAAAAAGUAAAUAAUGAUGAAACCGAAAAAAUAAAUAAUGAAGAAAACGAAAAAAUAAAUAAUGAAGAAAACGAAAAAGUAAAUAAUGAAGAAAACAAAAAAGAAAAUAAAGAUGAUAACAAAAAAGAAAAUAAUAAGCAAAAUGAAGAUCUAGGAAAUGAAAAUCAAAUUGAUAGUGAUAAAGAAUAUAAAGAUUUAAAAGAAGAAAAUGUUAAGUUUGAAAAGAAAAGUGAAAUGGUUGAAGAUUUAAUAGAAAUUGAUGACCCUGAUGAUUACCUCUUAUACCUAGAAGAUAUCCUUAAAAACAUUCACCAAACAUUUUAUGAUGAAUAUGAUAAGUUAGAAUCAGGGCAGGUCCCUGAUUUAAAGCAAGUUAUUCCCAGGGUUCGAUGCCAAGUUUUAAAAGGUUGCAACUUAGUGUUUAGUGGUUUAGUACCAACACAUUUAAAACUGCAUGAUUCCAAAGCUUACCAAGUAGCAAAAAGUCUUGGGGCGAAAAUAACGCAAGAUCUUCAAGAAGAUACGACACAUUUAGUAGCUGUUCGACCCGGUACUGCAAAAGUAAACGCGGGUAGACGAAGAAAAAAUAUUAAAAUUGUAACGUCCGAUUGGCUUUGGGCUUGUGCGGAACGUUGGGAACACGUGGAAGAAAUUAUUUUUCCUUUAAAUAGUAAAGGGUCAAAAAACCGACACCCUCCGCCGCAUUGCAGCAGUCCAGAACACGUCCCAAAUUAUCCCGAAGGUAAUCAACAACGGAAAAGGACAAGUAGCGGAAGAUUUAUCGAUAUGAUUCCAACUAUGAUGUGUUUCUCAAGUGAUGAUAUAGCCGAUAUGGGAAAAGAAGUUGAUGCUUUUAUGGAUGAUGACGAUGAAAGCGAUAGCGAAAGUGAGGCGGAAAAUGUUAAAGAUGUACCAAAAAUUUGUGUAAAAAAGGAUGAGAAAGAAUCGAGUAGUUCGGAUGAAUCUUUAACAGGGGAAUAUCCAAAAGGUUUUAAAAGAUUACGAAGACAAGUGGACGAAGAAGACAAAGAUCCAAUAGAUAACGAUAGUUCAAUAGAUGAAUUUCCAAGUACAAGAUUUCGUCGUGGAGAGAAAUUGGAUAACAGCGAUUUAGAUUUAGAAGAUGAUACCAACAGUCCUGGAAGUGAUGAAGCUCCCGAUGAAGUCGACGAUGGCGAUUGGAACAUGAUGGGUGCAGCUUUAGAACGUGAAUUUCUCUCGAACAAUUAAACCAAGAACAAAAAAAUAAAAAAAACGUGCGCGUAAGAAAACAAACUGUAAAAAAAGAACUAAAAGUAGGUGAAUAGUUCUGACUGUGAAGACUUAAUUUAAACAAAGUAAUAAAUAAUUCAUUAAAACUGAUUAGUUAAUUAUGUGUAGCUAUUGUACAAAGGCGCAAUCGGUUUACAGAAGAAAAUAAAUAUAUUUUUUAAGUAAAAUCAGUAUUAACUCGUCCUAAAACUGAUUUAAUCUGUUUUUUACGUGUUUAAACAGUCGCUGUUUACGCUUUUACACUAAUGUUUAUAUUAAUAUUAAGUUAAAUUUUUUUAAGUAAUUGUACGAUGUUAAUUCGUACUUUUUAUACUUGUUUUAUUUUGUCAAAAUGUAUGUUGAAUAAAAAGAAAAUAUGCUAUAAAA
Messenger RNA from Onthophagus taurus, 3120 nucleotides. RefSeq names its product RNA polymerase II subunit A C-terminal domain phosphatase Fcp1. NCBI's taxonomy places the organism in Eukaryota, Metazoa, Arthropoda, Insecta, Coleoptera, Scarabaeidae. Gene Ontology annotation, molecular function: RNA polymerase II CTD heptapeptide repeat phosphatase activity. The record is from RefSeq and is a predicted model, not a curated record. Gene Ontology annotation, cellular component: nucleus.